Osmerus eperlanus (European smelt) is the source of this 2739-nucleotide messenger RNA. Its product is annotated as Krueppel-like factor 10. Gene Ontology annotation, biological process: regulation of transcription by RNA polymerase II. The record is from RefSeq and is a predicted model, not a curated record. The transcript has 4 exons. Bases 165 to 1517 code for a protein of 450 amino acids. Gene Ontology annotation, molecular function: DNA-binding transcription factor activity, RNA polymerase II-specific; RNA polymerase II cis-regulatory region sequence-specific DNA binding. Lineage: Eukaryota; Metazoa; Chordata; Actinopteri; Osmeriformes; Osmeridae.
CCACCGCUUUUGAAAUUAUGUCUGAAUGGAAGUAGAAAUAGCAGAAGGGGGGAAUGUAUUAGUAAAAUCUACCACAAGACUUCCAAAAACAGUCCAUGAACACAGAAAACCUACAUUAGAGGACGCUGAUAUUUCUUUUCGCGCCAUUCACCCUGGAACAGAACAUGGAAGUUCAUGGGGCCCGCUGCUGUGAGAGUAUGGACCCUCAGGACAGUGCUGACCUUCAGGACAGUCCCAUGGGCGUGGGGGACAUGGUGGCAGUGGAAGCUCUGAUGUUCAUGAAUAAGAACCGCUGGAAGACCAGGACCUCUAACCCAGUCCAGUUCCGCCCUCUGACCCCCACCUCAGACUUCUCUGAGGAUGAUUCUGUCUCUGCAGAGGUUCUCAGAAGGUCACCUAUGUGUAUGACCCCACCAUACAGCCCACCUGUGUAUGAGGCCAUCCACCCAGGCCCAGAGACCCCACAGGAACCGUCACCAGCCCCACCAGUGAGCCGGUGCCCCAGCACAGGGGCAGAGACCCCUCCCUGGCCCUGGCCCCAGACAGGACCCCCUCCACGGUCCCAGGCUACCAGCGUGAUCCGUCACACAGCCGACUCACAGCACCGUUCCUCCUGUCCUCUCGCUUCCCUAAACCACAGCCUGAGCCAGCCCAGCUCCAACAGCCUCAGUAAAACCUACCCUGAUAAGUGGAGGGGUAGAGACUGUAUGGUGAACCCCAACAACACGCCUCCCGAUUGGCCCUCUGGGGCUGAUGCCCCACAGGUUCCACCUACUGUGAUUCUACCAGGUUCUGCUGUCCAGUCCUAUCAGCCCACAGCUGGGUCCCCAGCCCCUGGGACCACGGCCAGGGCCUCUCCUCUGCCCGUUUACUGCCAGAUACUCCCGACAGCGACCAACCCCCUUGUCACCACCACAGUCGUCCGCAAACCAGUGGUGUCCCCGGGCCCUCAAUCCAUGGUGUGCCCUCAGGUUUUCUUUAUGGAGGGUCAAGCGACCAGCGGCCCCCUCAUGCUCCUGGUUUCCCGGCCGGCAGGCCCGGUCCAGCCUGCGAUGGUGACCCCAGGAGGCACCAGGCUGGCGGCCAUCGCCCCUGCGCCAGGAGGGUUUGUCCCACUGGUCCAUAGGGUCAAACUCCUGGUGAAGGAUCCCCGUGUGCGGAGCCACGUCUGCCCACACUCUGACUGCAGCAAGACCUACUUCAAGAGCUCCCACCUCAAAGCACAUAUGCGGACUCACACAGGUGAGAAGCCUUUCAGGUGUAGGUGGGAGGGCUGCGACAGGCACUUUGCUCGGUCGGACGAACUUUCCCGGCACCGCCGGACACACACCGGGGAGAAACGUUUCGCCUGCCCCAUGUGUCACAGCCGCUUCAUGCGUAGCGAUCACCUGGCCAAGCAUGCCCGGCGACACCUAGCAACCAAGAGGAUGUCCUGCUGGCCAAUGGGAGUCAGUCACAGUGACGUCACCAAAUUACAGUUGCUCUCUCGCAGCGCUGAAGGACUUCCUGAGAACUGAAGAUACCGGCUUCCAGGAUUUGAGAUAGAGGAGGUUGAAGGGUGGAGCUCAAAACGGGUCCAACCCCGUGUAAACAUCUACAUUUAGCAGUGAACAGUCUCCAUAUGGGGUGUAUAAUACUGUAAUAUGUGACCUGUGUGUCUGUCCAGCAGAGGGCCACACCAACAAGAAACGUAUGUAGCAUACACUGAACAACUCAUUUAUCUAUAGUUGUGCCUUCAUAGAGGCCAAUAGCAUUGAAGAGGGAACAACAGCGGAUUUUUCAAGCAAUUGAUUGUUAUACCGUGUUACUCUCCAGAAGUUUAGAGAAUGCCAUUCUCAAGGACUGUGCAUCCUUGAGAAUCUUUUUUGAGUUUGACCAAGGUAUUUUCUUUCUUUUUUUUGGGAGGGGGGGGGGACAUACAGAUUUGUAUGUCUUUUUGUACAGUUGCAGAUUUUUUUUAAUGCAGACCAUUUGCACAAUUUGUUCUUUUGUUACAAGGAAAAUUAAAAUGUAAAAAAUGGAUGGUUGUUGUGAAUAUUUCUCGUGUCCCUCUGUCUCCUCCUCUCACUCAGUUAUGACAGCACCUGUGUCUCUGGGAGUUCAAGGCCAAGGAACAACGUGACGCAGUGUGCCAAGACUUCAUUUCUUGUGCACGUAACAAUUGUGCUUACUGUUACACUUUGACAGGAGUAGAGACAGCAGACGGUUGUGCAAGUGUCUGUGGGGGACUGUGUGGUUCCAGUGUUGAGACACUGUAAUCACAUGCUACUAUGGUGUUAAAGGCAACAGUGAAACCAGUCAGUCCUUCUUAGCUAAGCUAUAACAGCUGUCACGUCAGGCUAACUCAAGCAGCCAGAGAUUGACAGUGAAACUGUCCAACAGGCUUGUUGAUUCUAAAUAUAGCAAAAGGGUCCUGAAUGACACUUCCCAUUUUUCACACUUUCUGACUUCUGCAGACUAAGUUCAUAUGAACUGAACCAUUACCCAGCUCUGCCAACCCCAUCUGUCUUAUCUGCUCCCCACUGAUGAGGGAUUCCUCCUCAAAGAGAGUAAGGAAGGUUGGAUUUAGUAGAGGGUCUGAACGUAGACUUAUAAGUGCCUUAUCACCGUGUAACCCACUGAGCCCAAUCCCCUUCCGGCUCUGAUCACAUUAUCCAGGAUGAGAAACUGCUGUCACCGUGUGGUUAUGCAAUGACAGCUCAUCCCAAUGAGAAUUACUUUAAGGCCUUGUGUAGAAAG